Messenger RNA from Engraulis encrasicolus (European anchovy), 1703 nucleotides. It is a transcript of the gene tradd, whose product is annotated as tnfrsf1a-associated via death domain. The record is from RefSeq and is a predicted model, not a curated record. The transcript is spliced from 6 exons. The coding region runs from base 134 to 982 and encodes 282 amino acids. Gene Ontology annotation, cellular component: tumor necrosis factor receptor superfamily complex. NCBI's taxonomy places the organism in Eukaryota, Metazoa, Chordata, Actinopteri, Clupeiformes, Engraulidae. Gene Ontology annotation, biological process: positive regulation of canonical NF-kappaB signal transduction; extrinsic apoptotic signaling pathway. Gene Ontology annotation, molecular function: transmembrane receptor protein tyrosine kinase adaptor activity.
CAGAUUUUUGCCAUUUCCUUGGAGGAAGUGUGCGAAAACAUAUGCAACCACUUUUUCAUGAAGUCAACUUUCCGAAAUCAUUUAAGGAUUAAUCCACACUGACAAAGCAUUGGAAUGCUGUGCUGCUCAAGUAAUGGACACCAUGGAUGAAAAGGUACCUUGGAGUGGAUGUGUGGUGCUGUUUAUGCAGUCCCUCUCACCAAUGUUAGAUCUGUUGUCAAUCUACAAAGACAUACAUCAAAAAUUCAGUCUAUUCAAAGUCCUUAAACUCACCCUUUCAGAUGUAAUUGGCUAUGAGGGGUAUGAGAUCUUGAAGUUGCACGAUGCUGACCCUGCCCUCGGACUGGAGCUGAAGUUCAUGGCGGUGGGCUCGUGUCGGCGCUUCUUAGAGAGCUACGCCUGCGGACUACUGGGGCAGGCUCUGCACCAACAUGCGUCUAGACUGCUCAUUCGACCUGAAGAUGUCAGCAUUCAGAUGCAGCUGAAGGCAGCCACGCACACGCUGGACCUCUGCUUGAAUGACCUGGAAUGCUGCCUGACAUAUAUAAGAAUAUCACAGCCCGUGAGACUUCGUGACGACGAGAUCGCUCAAUUGGAACAAGCACUAGCAAAGAGUUAUGCUCCUCAAGCUGUACAGCCAAAUGAAGUACCCAAAAACUGUUUUCUGUUCCAGCAACGAGUGUUUGGAGACCGACAACUGACCUCUGCUGAUCAGCAGCGGUUUGCAGCGAACAUUGGCCGGGAGUGGAAGAGAGUUGGACGAACCUUACAGAAAGGUUGCCGUGGACUACAAGGAACUGCAAUUGACAAUCUUGCAUACGAGUAUGAAAGGGAGGGGCUUUACGAACAGGCUUAUCAACUACUGGGGCGGUUCAUCCAGUCCGAGGGCAGAAAUGCCAAGCUUGGGCGCUUGAUUGGUGCACUGGAGGAAAAUAAAUUGAACAGCAUUGCCGAAAUUAUGCUUGACUUCAAGACGAGAUAGUGCGAAUGUACAGGAAAGUGAUGCAACUAUUGUUCGUAGUCUUCCUGUCCAUCAUUUAUCAUUCGAAUGGUUCAGGUGUGUCAGAUUUUAUAGGGUUAUACACACGUACCUUUGGCCUGACAUUUAUGUAUGUAUGUAUGUAUCUUUCGGGUCAUUUCAUGUGAUAUCGGACACUUUGGGGCCUGACCGACACACAUUUUAAUUAAAUGUGGUGUGCCUUUAUAGUGAUAAGGUAAUGCCUUAAUUUUUUCUUUUUUUGAUAUUCCAUUUUUGAUAUUUACUCAGAUGAUUGUUGAUUUCCAUAAUGUUUGUUUAAUAUGUAGAGCCAGAAAAGAGCUUUCAAACAAUCAGCAUUGUGUGUCUUAAAUUAACACAUCAAGGAUGAAUGUAUAAUGUCCUACCUUCUUAAUUAAGACUUCCUUCCUCCUCUCAUGAAAAUGUAGUUCUGGGGGUUUUACCUUUUCACUAAAAAGGCACUCCAAGUUUAAUUGAAGUCCAUGUCGGUCAGGCUCCAAAGUGUCUGACUUCACAUGAAAUUACCCUUUCGUAAAGAGUAAAGUGUCUUUUAAAAUGUUAAUUUGUCUUUUUGAUGUGUGGUCUAUAUACAGGGUGCCCCCAAAAAGCUGUGCUGCUGCCUAUUGCCAAAUUUGAUCUUUUUAUGAAUAUUUACUGCGUAAUAAAUAAUAUUUACUAGCGUGACUAAAGUACAGUAAUUUUUACA